AAUUUUUUUCAGGUUCAAAGUCAACGACCAGUUCUUAAUUCCUGGAAUUGUGAAACCUGAGAUUAUGCAAAUUCGCUGCUUUUGAGGGAUCGCUUUCGUUUCGUCUCAUAAACAAACGCCAUUUCCGCACGGCAACAGCCUCAACAUAGACAGUAUUCUCCGAAAAAAAUGCCACGGUUUUCGGAAUGUUGGCGUUGUGGAAAUGAAGGAAAUAGCGUUUGUUGUCCGGGAUGUCAAGUUGCCAAGUAUUGCAGCAACCAGUGUGUGAAAAACGACAAAUUUCGACACGAAGCGGAAUGCAAGCCGGUAGCUAUUAUCAAAACAUGUUCGUCAUGCAAAAAAUCUGGUUCAGGUUUACGUGCAUGCACUGGUUGCUACCGAGUCUUUUAUUGCAAUAUUCAAUGUCAAAAGUCUGACAGGAAGCGGCACAAGUCCGCUUGUAGCGAGACUAACGAGAAGAUAAAUGAUCUUGCUCAAGCUAUUCAAUUCUAUUAUGAAUAUUGUGGGAUGAAAAGUUUCCCAAAACAAUACUAUUGGGGAAACUUUCCUGCUUACGACGGCCUAAAUUUGCUCGAAAACGAGGGCACCGACUACUUGUCGGACUUGAAUAUCAUGUAUCUCGGAGUCGGUGAUCUCAGAAAUGUAGCAUUGACUUGUUCGUCGCUGCCAGACAAGUAUGGGCGAGUCUUGAGAUUCACUUUGAACGACAUCGAGAGCUGUAUACUGGCGAGAUUGGUUCUGUUUCUUUUCAUGCUGAUUAAAGGUGAACCCGGUGUCGAGAAAAUGGUAACAGAGGUUUGGUAUUCGAUAACAUUGGGUGAAGAGACUUACAAAUAUCUACGUGAGUACCUUCGUGCGCUAAUCGACUGCCCACGAGCUCAAGAUCUGACGAAAAAAACCGGGGGGUUGAUCAGUAUCAGUGAUGCCCAUCUGAGAGAGCUGAAGGAUGUGUGGAUAAAAUGGCACAAUCUCCGGGUGAAAGGAACGACUUGGAUUCAAGGGCAGCGAAAUCGAGAUUUUAAGUCAGACGCACAAAGCUAUCGAGGAAGAAAAGCGUACUUCAACUGCAUCCCGCGAGAGCACGUAGAAUCGGCAAAGAAAUGGAUGGAAGACGGCAAAUUCCGACGUACCCAAACACCAGCGUUUUCUGAGAAUCCGACACUGACAGGGUAUGACAAAAACGAUAAAACUCGUCCAUACUAUUACUGUAUUCCAACGGAUGUUCUCCCGUUCACAGCCUGGGAUUAUCUCGAGGUAAAGAAACUGAAACAUGCGAAUUCUUUGAUAACAAUGUACGGUGCUUACAUAGAAAACGUGCUACGAAAUGUUGUGAAAAAACUUUCCAAAAAACAAGUAUUUUUUACAAUCAUCCUUUCGGAUUGUAUGGCCAUUGGGGAGCAUAUUGAAAGUGAAACAACGUACGAUCGUAUUUUAACGUCAAACCUGAUGGAUUAUAUUAUUCUGCCGGAUUUACUGAGGGUUUUUUCACCGAAGCUCAACCAUGGUAAUUCAUAUGCGGCCAUUGUUACAAAUGCCCAAAAUUGGACCCGCGACUUUUGUCCUGACGCAGAUAUCAAAGGUUUUAAAAACAUCGAUGCAGAAUUGACAAGAAUUGUUUUACAAGAUACGAAGAACCUUUAUCAAGCCAAGGAUGGCGGUACAAGUUUCAGAGAAUAUUUGGAAAAUUCGAAAGACUUCAUCGACUUCGUUCGAGCAUUGUUUUAUUGCUACUCGAAAACAAAGGAUUUCGUGGACGAACUGGAUGAGGAAAAUCUUGAAGCGACGCCAGAAUCCUGCAAAGUGCUGCCUCUUCGAGUGCUGGGGAACGAGUUUGACUUGCGACUCAGAGACGGUUUUCGUAAUGAGAACAGAAUCGCUCCGUUCAAAAUGGCCGUAAACAGGAGAAGGGUCACGAUGAUAGUCGGUCUAGAGCGGAUUAUGGAGUGGGUGCCUUUGCAGAGUGAGUGACGAUGAUUUGUAUUGAAGAGUUUUGAACUCUUUUCUAUGUAUCAAUCUAUUAACCAAAUAAUGUAUUAUUUAUGAACAAGUAGUUGUGUCAAAGUUAGA
Messenger RNA from Dendronephthya gigantea, 2067 nucleotides. RefSeq lists its product as uncharacterized. The record is from RefSeq and is a predicted model, not a curated record. The transcript is spliced from 3 exons. Lineage: Eukaryota; Metazoa; Cnidaria; Anthozoa; Malacalcyonacea; Nephtheidae. The coding region runs from base 169 to 1968 and encodes 599 amino acids.